Mobula hypostoma (lesser devil ray) is the source of this 1151-nucleotide messenger RNA. Its product is annotated as hydroxycarboxylic acid receptor 1-like. The record is from RefSeq and is a predicted model, not a curated record. Gene Ontology annotation, biological process: G protein-coupled receptor signaling pathway. Gene Ontology annotation, cellular component: plasma membrane. Lineage: Eukaryota; Metazoa; Chordata; Chondrichthyes; Myliobatiformes; Myliobatidae. Gene Ontology annotation, molecular function: G protein-coupled receptor activity.
GCAAGAACUGUGCGGCAAAGACUGGGCAACAAUGAAUGCCACUAAUGAACCUGAUGAAACAAAACUGUUGAAGAUUGCAGUACCAUUGCUGUUGGUGGAAUUUAUUCUGGGCUCAAUUGGUAAUGCAGUUGCUUUGUGGAUCUUCUGCUUUCGGAUGAAACCUUCAAAACCAAGUAUCAUUUAUUUAUUUAAUCUGACUCUAGCUGAUUUCCUUUUGAUGUGUUGCUUACCAUUUCGACUGGUUUACUAUGUGAAUAAAAAGAACUGGAUUUUUGGGGAUGCUGCUUGUCGUGUGUUCUUAUUUAUGGUGUCUUUGAAUCGGGCAGGAAGCAUUGCUUUUCUCACGCUUGUGGCGUUAGAUCGAUAUUUUAAAGUGGUUCAUCCCCAUCAUAAAAUAAACUCUGUACCACAAAAAUAUGCAGUUAUGGGAGUAAUCUUUACCUGGGCUAUAACGAUAGGAAUGACCUUAUACCUUCUCUUUGAAAGCCAUGUCUUUGAACAAAAUAACCUUCUAUUCUGUGAAAGCUUCCAUUUGUAUAAUCCUUCAAAUGCAGGUGCAACAUGGCAUGAUGUUCUAUUUGUUGUGUAAUUUGUAGCACCACUGUGUAUUAUUCUCUACUGUACUUACUCAAUUAUUUCAAGACUUCAGCAGAAGAAAAAUGAAGUCAGAAGAAAAUUCAUGAAGGCUAAACGUGUUGUGACAGCUGUUGCCAUAGUGUUCAUACUCAGCUUCUUGCCCAGCAAUAUUGGCAAAUUUGUUGUGCUGAUGUUGCAAUCAAACACAACAAAAGCUAACAAGGCAUACUGGGCAGCAGUUGAGGGAUUUUACAUUACACUUUGUCUAACUUACAUUAAUAGCAUGCUUGAUCCAAUUGUCUAUUAUUUCUCCAGUUCAAAAUUUAAAAUCAUUUUACAUCAAGUGUUCGAACAAGUGAAAUGAAAAAUUAUCAAAACUCAUCUGCAAUCAUUUUCCAGCAACAGCAACUAGCUUACUAUUCAGUAUGGAUAACAAACUUGCAUUUAAACCAAGCUCCACAGUUAAAAAAAGACAUAAUGCUAACCUCUGGAGGGCUUAUUCAUGCAACAAGACGACAGCAGAGUGCCACGCACCAAUGAGCCGAUACUGGAAAUGCAAAUGAAUAUGCCAAACA